This is a messenger RNA of Vicia villosa (hairy vetch), 693 nucleotides long. Its product is annotated as sugar carrier protein C-like. Gene Ontology annotation, cellular component: membrane. Bases 1 to 693 code for a protein of 230 amino acids. Gene Ontology annotation, molecular function: carbohydrate transmembrane transporter activity. Gene Ontology annotation, biological process: transmembrane transport. The transcript has 4 exons. Lineage: Eukaryota; Viridiplantae; Streptophyta; Magnoliopsida; Fabales; Fabaceae. The record is from RefSeq and is a predicted model, not a curated record.
AUGGUCUUCUUCAUCUUCACACUUCAACUCAGUCUUAGGCAUCAAAGUUGUUGUCUUGUAACUGGUGAAGGGCUUAAGGCUCUUGGUAUGGCAGUGAGUAAUGGUCUUGAAGAAUUGGCACUCAUAAACUGUGAUGUGGUUGAAAGGGAUAAAGGAUUGCUUGCAACUUUGGGUCAACUUAGGGAGAAAGAAUUGUCUGUUCCAAUCUAUGUCUCAGAAAUGGCACCUUAUAAAUACAGUGGAGGUCUAAACAUGUGUUUCCAAUUGUCAAUUACUAUUGGUAUAUUUUCAGCAAAUCUCUGCAACUACUACUUUUCAAAGUUACUGAAUGGUGAAGGAUGGCGAUUAAGCUUGGGGCUAGGUGUUGUACCUGCGACGAUUUUUGUUGUAGGCUCAUUUUGUCUUCCUGAUUCCCCAAACUCACUUGUUGCACGUGGUCAUCACGAAGCUGCAAGAAAGGAGCUUGUGAAAAUUCGCGGCACUAAUGAUGUUGAUGCAGAGUUUAAAGAAAUUAUUACUGCUAGUGAAGCCUCGGAUAAAGUGAAACACCCUUGGAGAUCAUUGUUUGAGAGACACAAGCUUCCGACAAGGUUUUUUGACAAAACCGAAUUCGGAUAUAUUCGAGACUCCGCAUUUGAACCGCGUCGUUGGAUUGCUCCUGGACAAGACUCUAUACAUACUGCUGCUUGUUAA